AUGAAUGUCUUCAAUCCCAAAAUUCUUGAUGCCAGCAUUCGCGACGUGACCUCCGGUCUCGCUGACGAACAAAAGGUGGACGUACUUCUGUACGCCAUAGGACACCUGGACUUCCAGCGCUCCAGGACACUGAUAGAAAACGCGGUUCAGUCUUGUCUGUUAAUAAAUAAGUUAUCGCCUGCAAAUGCCACGAAAGCCCGUUUGAUGAGAGCCAAGGCUAGGCUCGCCUCGGGUCUUCAUGUUGGCGCACACCAAGACCUCAGGGCUAUCCUUGCGCUCGAGCCUGAGCAUCCAGGGGCGAAGGAACUCAUGCUGCAGCACGUCGGGGAUCCAGGAAAGUCGUCGGUCGAGCCGAACUCCACGCCUGGGUUCUCGACAGAAGUAUGGAGGGAGAUCGCAUCCUGGUUGCCACCAGCGGACCUGAAAACGCUUCUACUCGUACCGCACGUCCUUUCGCGCAUCGCUAGCCAGCUUCUCUUCCAGAAAAUCGACAUCUAUUUCACUUCAGAGAAAUGGGAGUCUCAGCGCAGUGCCGACAUCCUCACUCGUAUCAUCACCGAUCCUGAGUUUGCAAAGCAUGUCAGGACGUUGCGAAUUUUCUAUCAAGGACGGGAUAUCUUUCCAAUGACCUUCCAGACUGGGAUGUUGUCCAAUGCGCUGCCAAUGCUGGUCAAUCUGAAGAACGUCCACUGUGCGAUGAGGUGGAGGGAUCUGCUUGCGGUUGUCAAAAUCCUCGAUAAUGUCAAUAUUCGGCUACGGGGUCUGUCGUUGAUGCCGUCGGACGGGACUUCCGAUCUGAGAUUACCAAAAUUCAGACAUAUCACCCAAUUUUCGAUCGUCUCGAAAGGAGGAAGCCCCUCACAAGUGAACGACUUCCUACUGCAGAACAAGACGUCCAUCCGCGCGAUAGCCAUCCACAACUUGAGCUGGACCUUCCCGUCAGAAGUGAUCUCCAUCCGCAACCUCACGCAUCUAGAUUUCCUCGGCGCGUUUCCGUUGGACUCCGGCGUGUUCGCUGAGAUCCUCCAGAAUGGGCACCAGAUUGAGUCCUUGCGUCUGCAGUGUGUGCUGGACUGUGCACCGUCCUCGCAAUUCCGUGACUUCCCGAGAUCGCUGCCCUUCCUGCGGCAUUUCGCGUUUUCACUCCUCGGCUACAGUCUGAACGACCAUGACCUAUUCCCUGCGGUGUCAGACUUCCUGCGCGAUCGCAAGGAUCUGCGCACGCUGCAGCUCACUGUGCCCAGCGCGGACUAUGCGCAACGCCGGCUGGGCUACGACGCGACUGUGUGGGGUGUCCUGCCAUCGCUUGUUGGUUUGAAAAGUCUGACCGCGACGCUCCCGAAGGAUGUCGCUGCGGCCGUCGCGAUGUGGUUGGUCCCACGGGGCGUGGAGGCUCUCUCCCUCUUGGCAGCAUCGUCAUCCACAGAAGCGCUUGGCUUCGUCUCGCAAUUGCGCCCGGGCCUGCCACCCUCGCUGCAUUUCAUCGGGCUCACGCACUUCUCCGCCGAGGACGUCACGGCGGUGAUCGAGACCGGGUUCCCGAUGGUGCGCGUCGCUCGCGUAGGCGACAACUAUUAUACCGUCUCGCGGCUCGACGGGAAGUUCGAGUUGGAUGAGUGGCCGGCGAGCCGCUCGCCGUGCAAGGUCAAUGAAUGGCUAGAUUACUACGGCUGCAAGGACGCGGAGUGGCGCAGCCCGGCUGAAUUUCUAUGA
Sparassis crispa is the source of this 1713-nucleotide messenger RNA. RefSeq lists its product as hypothetical. The record is from RefSeq and is a predicted model, not a curated record. The coding region runs from base 1 to 1713 and encodes 570 amino acids. NCBI's taxonomy places the organism in Eukaryota, Fungi, Basidiomycota, Agaricomycetes, Polyporales, Sparassidaceae. The transcript has 8 exons.